Molecule: messenger RNA, 4309 nt
Organism: Cladocopium goreaui
Lineage: Eukaryota; Dinophyceae; Suessiales; Symbiodiniaceae
Source: the annotation of a GenBank genome assembly
GUGCCGCCAGUGCCCUCCGCACGGCACUGAUAGCUGGUGUCUGGCUUGUUCGGGGGUGGAGUCUCUUCGAACUGAGCUGGCUGGCCGCUGGGCCACGCCCGGGCUGAGAAAGGUAGCGGAGGAACUGGUGAUCAGUGCUACCCGCGGCGUGGUAGCCCUCCGUGAGCUUUCAGCCAGCCUAGAGAGCGCUGGGAGAUCCCGUGCAGCUCCGCCUCCACCUCCGGUGCCUCGUGGAGAAGCAGCUGGAGAGAGGCCCAGAUCUUCAAGGGUCUGCGAAACAAGCCGUGAACGUCCUGCAGAAGUUGCAAAGCGUGAGCAGGAGGACGAAGAGGAGUACGACGAGGAAGAAGAAGAAGAGGAGGAGUGCGAAGAGGAUACAGUCAGAUCCCCUUCCAUCAAAGGAGUGAAGGCCAAGUCGGAUCCUUCAAGGAAGCCACCCGAGAGCGCCCCUUUGCUGGCCAUCGGCCGCGCGAAGAACGGCGUGGGGAUGCUGGUGGAAGAAGGUAAAGAAUACAACAUUGAACGGGCAGUAGAAUGGGAAUCUCUGGCAUUGAACCGUGGAGAUGUGUUGGAAGUGCAUCUACCCAGUACAGAUUGUGGAUGCACCGGAGACCUGUGGUCCGGUUUCUGGGUGAAACGUGCCUUGAUUCAGGCCACAGGAGAAUACAUGGUGGUGGUGAAAAGCUUGGGUUGCAGCGAUCCAGAUUGGGCCAAGUACUUCUCAAACCAAUUCAACAGAAAGAAAGGCACCAUUCAUCUCUGCACAACAACUCCUUGUGUGGUGACCGAGGAUUACAGCAUGCACGUCACCCGCCUCAGGGUUUUCACAACGGGCGCCUUUGCGCGACCCUACAUGGGCAGCUACAUCAAGCGGCAAAUCAGCAAGUGGGAAGAAGAGGAGCUUUCAGACGAGGGAGACGGGGUGGACAUCUCUGGGGAUCCUCCCCGUCGAGAUGGCCCCGACGACGCAGACAAAGAGGCAGAGGGGCCUGGUGCAGUCGAUCCUCGAAUCAGGCCGACGCCGAAAGCCGACGCGGUCCCCGCAGGAGCCCCCCGUUUGGGGGAGCGGCCAAAGAAAGAACGCUCAAAGAAACCUAUGGAGGAGAAAGAGAGGCACAUGUUACGACAGCGGCUGGAGGCAGCCAGGGCAAAGAUGUUGGAUCGUGGGGCUGGGACUCCCGCUGGCCACGCGGCCGAGCCCGGGACUUAUGCGGAAGCCCUUGCCGUGGAGUCAUCCUCGCCAGGAUAUUCAGCCUCCGAACCUUGGGGGGACGACCUUCAGGUGAAGGAGGAUAUAGGGCCAGAGGGCGCCCCCAACAAGAAGAAGAAGAGAGAGCCCGAGACAAGGGCAAAAGAUAUUGCCAAGAAGAAGAGACGAAGGGUGAGAGAGCCCAACGAUUCUGGAAAGGGCGCCAGAGGGGCAGACCUUCCAGCUCUGGAGGAUAUAAGAGGAAAUACUACGAAGAACUUGCAGAGCCAAUUGAUCCAAGUCGCGGCAGAGAAUGCGAAAGAGAAGGAACAGAAGGAUCGGAAGGAGAAGAGACGUCAUCAGAAGAAGACCCCAGCGCAUCAACUUGCCAAGAUCCUUGCGCUGGCCAUGGGAAAGAAGAAGAACAACAGAUCAGAGGCUUCAACCGACUCGCAAGAGGGGUCCAAGAAGAAAAAGAAGAAAGACAAGAAGAGGAGGAAGAAGAAAGGGACAGACGAGAGCCCGAGUCCAGAUGGGGGGAGCUCUCGGACCACGAGUUCAGAGAAAGACUACGACGAUGCUUCUUCGAGUUCAAGCUCCAAGCACAAGAUGGAUCCGCCGCUGACCCGCAAGUCGAAGCGCAAGCCGGGCAGUGUGCUGGCUAUGCUGCUGGAACAUGCGAGGUCUCAGUUGGAUCAAAAUGCAAAGGUAGGAGUUGGCAGCGAGGAGACCCUUACGUUGAGCAGUGGAGUUCGCAUGGGCAGCUACUUCGCCAUCGUAGUGCGACCCCAAGUGGGGGGCGCCAUGGGACAGGCUCGAGAGCUGCAUCACUUGGCGCAAGCCAUAGACCUUCUCAAGGGUGGAAGCUUGGACACUUUGGGAGACGUUUUAGCAGGACGUUUCAUGAGCAUACAUCAAAGUGUUCUAGACGGGUCGUGGAGCACAGCCCGCCACCUGGAGCUUCGCCCGUUGGAAGAAGGUUCAGCAGCAGGGCCGGCUAUAGUCCUAGCAGCCAAGAAACAUGCGCGGCUGGCGGCGCGCGUGGCGCCCGGAGAGGCGUGGACUUGGCAAUCAGGAGAGAAUUCCCGAAAAGUGAGGAGAGUGCAAGUGGAUGAGGUUGCGCUGGCUUCAGCCGGGCUGCAAGAAAGUGGAACUGGAGGCGAUACAGUGGGUUUACAACUGGCUCAUUUGAAACAGCUUGGGCAUUCGUGCACGACCUUUGCUCAGUUGGGUUGUGCUUUGGCUUGGCUUGCAAUAGCCGGUGUGAACUUGCCCCAGUUUGACAUGGUCACAAAAGAAUUCAUGGCUUUGUGGUCAGAUACAACUGCCAAGACCAAACCAAGCCCCGACAAGAAAAGGGGAUUGGUUUUUCCUAUAAAGGAGGGAGAGCUACAGUCGAUCGUUCAGGUCUUCGCUGGAAUGGCGCUGGUGGAAUGCACCGAUGCUGCCAUAGCGGAUACAUGGUCACGUACGGCAUGGGUCUACGUGAUGGUGUGCGCCUUAAACCGUUUGGCUGGUAAACGGGCGCGACCAGAAGCAGGUCGAUGGACGUUGCUUGAACGCCGCGCUGUUGCGUCUUUGGAUGAUGCAGUGCAGCGACGUAGCAACUUCAACGUGGCUUACCCGACUUCGGAAGUUGGCUGGCAAAAAGAUAUGGGCAGCCGUCGGGUUGGCUAUGGGGGUGAAGAACAGUCAAUAUGCCAUGAGUUGACAUGGGAUCAGGUGGCGCCAGCGUUGCCACCACGUGCACAUGGGGGUUGUGUUGAUUGUUUGUUAUGGGUUUGCCCUAGAACCAGGGAGUUUUUAUUGCAUCCAGAGUGGCUGAUCAAAGAUGACAAGGACAUUGAACUCCCUAAACUCCCGGGAAAGGUUCACGUCAAAAAGGGUGAUUUGAUGAAGAUCGCUGAGGAGCUGGUGGUUCGUAACGUUUGUGACUGGGUUCCACUGAACAAAGUUCAAAAGGCUGGUGUGAUUUCGUCAGAUAAGAAGCGGGUUUCUGGAGCAGACACUGCAGUUGAAUUAGGAUCGAUUGAGGUUGCUCAUGAACUCACGGCAGAAGGUCGUGACUUCCUUGGUGGAGUGGAAUCCAAGAAGGCAGACAUCAAAGACACUCCAGCAGAACUUUUGUUGAUCAGCCUGUUUAACGGGAUCGGAGGAGCAUUCCGUGCUUACGACCUAUUAGGGGUGGAACCAGCAGGUCGCAUUGCAGUGGAACUGGACGACGCGGCAAACAGAGUUACAACUAGAAGAUGGCCAGGGGUGACGCUGGUGAAGGAUGUGAGAUCAAUUGACAGAGCUAUGGUGCGCCAAUGGAGCUUGAAAUACUUGAAAGUAGCCGAAAUACACCUCUGGGCGGGUUGGCCCUGCGUGGAUCUGUCAGCGGUUAAAUAUGGCCGCAAAAACUUGGAGGGCGAACAUAGCUCACUUUUCUGGGAAAUCCUGAGGAUAAAAGAUCUUCUAGCAGAGGAAUUUGGGACCACUGUCGUGCUGAAACACGUCUUGGAAAAUGUGGCUUCAAUGGACGAAAGUGCAGCUCAUCAGAUUUCUUCGUUUAUGGAGGCAGCGCCCUACAGGUUGGACCCCGUUGAUGCAGUCCCCAUGAGGACUCCAAGGUUGAUUGCUGGCCGUUUCUCUAGGGAAGAACGUAUUCGACAGAGAGCAAAGAUCUUUCUCGAUGACGCUGCUUUGACACCAAAAACUCUUUCCCGUUACUAUCUGGCACUCCGCAAGUUGUUGCCCUAUGUUGAGAAAGCCUCUACAGAAGAUCAACUUGACACUUCUGUAUCCCGUUGGGUACGCCGCAUGUGGCGUGACGGCGAGCCUUUGCUGACAAUAGGGGAUGGCUUAAGUGCCCUCCAUUUUUAUCAACCUUGGACACGCCGCAAGCUGCCUGCGGCAUGGAAACUGUUCAGCAUUUGGCGCCGCAUUGAAGUGCCGAGCCGCGCGCCUCCUUUGACAUGGGCGCUGGUUAAGGCCAUGGCGGCUUAUGAAUGGAGCCGUGACAACUUUGAAAUGGGUGGCCUUUUGUUACUUGCGUUUCACUGCAUGUUGCGAACUGGAGAGUUGCUGCAGGGACCGCGAGUCAAUUUCGGACGCGUUUCAAAGAGUUGUGCAAUCUAA